UCAUCUCCACCUUAAACGAUAGACGAGAGAGGAAAAACAUUGAUUAACCCGCGUCUUUGCUCUCACGCCGUUCUGCGCUGACCAGGACGCCGGCAUCGCGUCUCCGAAAGCUCCGCGUAGGCGCGCCGCGCUCGUCUAUCGAACGACCGCGCCGCGUGACGCUGGACGGCGGGUCCGGUCGUUGUCCCCCGCACCCUCACAGGCAGAGAGGUGUUGCCCCUGGAAGCUGGAUGAAUUAUCGGAGAGUUGUGAAUAAGUGCGAGAAGAAAACUGAGGCUCCGGAUCCGCCUCGUCGCUCCGUCGCGAGAAGAAAGGACAGUUGUGGACGACCAUGGAGGAGACGUCCCUAUGUGUGGCGAUUCUCAUUUUAAUCAUGCAAUGUUGCCCCUCCCUUCCUGUCACCGUAUCAACCAACAAACAAAAGGUGGAGGUGCACGAGUUCUCAGAUGCGGUGCUGUCCUGCAUGUUCCGAACAGAGCGGGACCAGAACCCACGAAUCGAGUGGAAGAAGAAGGGCAAAGAUGUUUCUUUUGUAUACUUUGACGGACACUUUCGAGGUCCAUUCGAGGGACGGGCGAGCAUCGAGGGUGCCACAGUGACGUUGCGCAGGGUGACCCAGGAGGAUGCCGGCGAGUACCGUUGUGAGAUCAGCGCUCCUUUUGAUUCUGUGAAUUUGGGCGAAACCAACAUCACACUCAAAGUCUUAGUGCCCCCCAACACCCCGUCCUGUGAAAUCCCGAGUUCAGCCGUGACGGGUUCUGCUGUGCAGCUGCGCUGUAGAGACCUCCAGAGCAUCCCGCCCGCUACAUAUGCCUGGUACAAGGACAAUCAGCUGAUGAUCGCCCCUCGCCAUGCCAAUGCCACCUAUCUUAUCAACACACACACUGGAGUGCUGGAGUUCAAAGCUGUGGCUAAAGAGGACAGUGGCCAGUACAGCUGCCGGGCUUCCAACGGGGUGGGAAAGCCCACCAAGUGUGAGGGCAGGCACAUGACGAUAGAGGAUGUCAACAUCACAGCGGUGGUGGUGGCAGUGGUUGUGGUCUGUCUGGCGUUGCUGGUCUGCGGAUGCGGGGGGUUCCUGAUGCACCGCAACGGCUUCUUCACCCCAGGACACAGAGGAAGGUCAUUUUGGAUCUCCGAGUGUCACGGUGCCGCUCACAUCAGCAGCCAAAACCUGAACAGAACUGAGGACACGUCCAAUGUGAACUAUAUCCCUCCGCCGCAAGAACCGCAGGAUUUCAAACACACGCAGUCAUUCAUGCUCUGAGAAGCUGGCCUUCCUCUUGACAAGACAUCAAUUACCCUGUUGAUAAGGUGCCAACAUUGAAUUCAUUCUCAGCCUUGCAGACUCCGAAUGGGCUUUUCAUCUUCCAAUUAUAUGCUCUUUUUUUAAUAACUAUUGUUUUGGUGCGGCGCUGAUGGGCCAAUUUGACAUUUGCAGGGCUUUACUCUUGCUUUGUUGUGUGCAUGGCCUGUUCGGUUUCGCCUAAUGUGGACUUCCAGUACGUACAUAUAAUGUACUUUGAUGUCGCUCUGCUACCCCCUGGUGGCCAAUAUUAGAACUGGACCUCCCCCAUCCUUCUCCUGAGAUUCGGUUUCUACCAAUCGGUUUAAUUGCCUAUGUUUUCGUUUACCAAAGACCGGCUUCCCUUGAGGAAUUCUGUUGCAACAGUCUUCUGAAGAUAAUGCUCCAUUGCAAUGUCAAUCUUUUGAAACAAACAAAAAUAUAUAUACCAUUUACCUCAGUAUUGCUCCGCACGCCAUUCUGUAACAUUAGGCCUCAUGUCCACCGUGUUAAUAGUUACAACACAUAAAAAAAAUAUAUACAGCCCAGGAAAAUAAGUCACUCCAGUCAUUUAUAAAGACCAAUCCCAUUCCAUCCUGAUGUGCCUGCAUGGUCUUUUAAUAUACAGUAUAUACAAUAUAUACCUUGUGCCUUUUUUAUUUGUCUUUAUCAAUGGAUACUUUUUUGUAAGAAAAAACUUGCCUUACUUUUCUGUCUUUAUAUUUUUUGUGCCACUGUUAAUCAAAAGCUGUGUCUGUUUUGGGACAGUGUGAAUGGAUUGUUGUUUUAUUUGAAUGUUGUCACAGUAAUUAAAAAAAGGUUUUCUAUUUAAA
Messenger RNA from Syngnathus typhle (broad-nosed pipefish), 2118 nucleotides. It is a transcript of the gene jam2a, whose product is annotated as junctional adhesion molecule 2a. The record is from RefSeq and is a predicted model, not a curated record. The transcript is spliced from 11 exons. Gene Ontology annotation, biological process: leukocyte tethering or rolling. Lineage: Eukaryota; Metazoa; Chordata; Actinopteri; Syngnathiformes; Syngnathidae. The coding region runs from base 332 to 1267 and encodes 311 amino acids. Gene Ontology annotation, cellular component: cell surface; tight junction; protein complex involved in cell adhesion.